Suillus plorans is the source of this 2040-nucleotide messenger RNA. RefSeq names its product NADH:flavin oxidoreductase/NADH oxidase. Bases 294 to 1694 code for a protein of 466 amino acids. The transcript has 6 exons. NCBI's taxonomy places the organism in Eukaryota, Fungi, Basidiomycota, Agaricomycetes, Boletales, Suillaceae. Gene Ontology annotation, molecular function: NADPH dehydrogenase activity; FMN binding. The record is from RefSeq and is a predicted model, not a curated record.
AACUGCUGACUUCGACACAUGUAACCUCGUUACCAUGUAAACAUUUCGAUUCGAGAAAUUUUGGGCGUUUGGGACGCAGGUGCUUACGCACUGUCUUUCAACUUGGUAUAGGAUAUCCAGGAGGGACACCUCUUAUCAGUAUCCAAUCGCUCGAUAUACAAUCUUACUCGUCUUCAGCUGGUACGUAGACCAUGUUGACCCUGGCUCACCUUCACUGUGUGGGGCAAGAAAUUCAGUGAUAUCUCGCAGGCCAACACACUGUUGUGCUGAAUUCUGUCACAGCAGCGAUUGGAAUGCUGGAUAAGGAAAGCUCUGUAUACUCAGACCGUCUAUUCUUCCAAUGGCCAGUGAACCUAGCAUCUACCGGGUGUAUAUGCUCGCGCGAACUGGGCUCAGAACAAAUUGUGCAAGAUGGCUGGUCCAUAGGAUAUUUAAAUCUAACCAGGAGUCACGUUCAAACUUCACGUGAUGUGUCGCAGGUGGUAGAGUGCGUCGACGCAUCUUUAGCUGGGAAGGUUUUCUCAUGGCGGCCGACUGACCUAAGACCACCCUUGCGCACCUCGCUCACCAGGUUCACGAUGAUGCCCACACUCUUUACGCCCAUCCAAGUAGGUCACAUGAGAGUAAGUCACCGUAUAGUCCUCGCCCCCCUCACCCGUGUUCGUGCCUACCCCACGCACACCCCCGGGCCCCAUGCAGCCACCUACUAUGCGCAACGUGCAUCCCUCCCGGGAACAUUCCUCAUCUCCGAAGCGACCUUCGUCUCCCAAGCUGCUGGUGGGAGGGACUUCGUCCCAGGGAUCUAUACCCAGGAACAUGUAGAAGGAUGGAAAAGGGUCACUGAUGCCGUACACGAGAAGGGUAGUUUCAUAUUUUGCCAGCUGUGGGCACCCGGAAGGGCUGCAAUCCCAGAAGCCCUCGUCAAAGAGAAUAACUCCCCGCUUGUAUCUGCCUCUUCUAUCCCACUUUCCACCCGUCCUACUGCGGUCCCGCACGCACUCACAGAACCAGAGAUAAAAUCAUACAUUGCCAGCUUCGCUACUGGUGCUAGGAACGCUAUCGCAGCAGGCUUCGAUGGCGUCGAAAUACAUGGUGCAAACGGAUACCUCGUCGACCAGUUCUUGCAAGAGGUGAGCAACACCCGGGAGGAUGGAUGGGGCGGGAGUAUCGAGAAGAGAGCAAGAUUUGCGAUAGAGGUCGUGGAUGCGCUUGUUAAGGAAGUUGGCGCUGAGAAGGUCAGUAUCAGAUUAAGUCCAUGGAGUCCGUUUCAAGACAUGGGCCUCCCUGAUCCCAAACCACAAUUCUCCUACCUCGUAAACGAGCUCAGGAAGUACGACCUCGCCUAUCUUCAUGUCACAGAGCCACGUGUCGGUGGAACCAUUGAUGUGAAUGCACCACCGCAGAGUAGCAACAAUUUCCUGCGUGAGAUAUGGUGCAAGGAGGGAAAGAACGGGGUGCUUAUCAGUGCGGGUGGGUACACACGACAGAACGCAAUCGAGACAGCACAGGAGCAUGGGGACAUGAUAGCAUUUGGCAGAUUGUACAUUCCGAAUCCUGACCUCCCUGCACGACUUAUACACGACCUGCCGCUUGCCAAGCCCGACCGUGCAACAUUCUACCUUGCUGGCGAUGUCACUGAGAAGGGAUAUACUGAUUUCCCAGCGGCAGACGUACAGGUAGAACAGAAGUCAUGAAUGGGAUUUCUUUUACGACCAACAUAGUGGAGGUGAGCGUCUCUAAACAAUAAUCAAGAUCAGGAGGUACGUUGUGAGAUCUGGAGGAGACGUGUUGAACUUCACAGCUUUCACAUAUUUUUAUGAAUGAGUGCAUGAGCUUACGCGUUGGUCUAGUACCUAUACGAUGAACUUGGGUUACCAAGGAUGCGGUGCCACUUAGUUUCAGGCAGUUGUACCACCAUUCCGCUUCAUCAAAUGUAGUCCGACUGCGGUGGGGCACUUCUGUAGUUAGAUCGAAGUGUGUAUUGCUAUCAUUUCACCUCACAAUGCCCCUUGAGAGACAAUACCAGACAAACUGUAUGAA